AUGAAUGACUAUAUUGACAACAAAGGGCCAACGACAAAGGAAAUCCAGAGGACGGUUUUCAGGGAGUUCCAUUGUAAACUAAGCUAUUGGCAGUGUUGGAAGGCAGGUGUAACGGCUAAGAACAUGGUUAGGGGGACACCGGAGCACGAGUAUGCUUGCUUACCGGCUUAUUCGUACAUGGUUGAAAAUCUAAAUCCAGGUUCCAGAAUUUGCAUUAGUCUUGAUGAUGCGGACAGGUUCAAAUAUUACUUCGUAGCUUACGGAGCUUGCAUUCGAGGAUAUAAACACAUGCGAAAGGUUAUUGCCGUUGACGGCACACAUUUAUACGGCAAGUAUGAGGGUGUGUUGUUGUCCGCCGUCGCACAGGAUACUGAGAACCAUAUCUAUCCAAUUGCUUUUUGCGUGGCGGACAAAGAGUGUGAUGAAUCCUGGACCUACUUCUUCGAGCAGCUGAGGUACAUAAUCGCCGAUGAACCAGACUUGUGCAUCAUCUCUGAUAGGCACAAGAGCAUAGCCAAUGGUGUUUUCAAAAAUUUUGAGCAUGCUCAUCAUGGACUAUGCAUGAAGCAUCUUGCAAAGGCAUAUGGUUACCAGGAGUUCAAUGAACAUUUUCAGCAAUUAAGGGAUAAAUGCCCCGAAGCUGCUAAUUGCCUCGAGUUUGAUAUUGGAUUUGACAAGUGGAGCAGGGCAUAUUUUCCAGCAAAUAGAUAUGAUGUGCUGACCACAAACAUUGCAGAGUCGCUAAACUCAAUGUUGAGGGAUGAAAGAGAGUACCCUGUUACCGCCUCAUUCACUUUCAUUUCUAGGAGUCCUUACAAAGUCAGAAUGGAAGUCCCAGAGAAGUAUGCAAACAUGUAUAUUCCUCCACCCCCUUACAACACCAAACUUGGAAGGAAGAGAGUGAAGCCUAUUCCUGGCGUCGCAGAAUCUUUCAAGGGAAGUAGCAAAGGGACGAGAAACAAGUGCUCGAUUUGUAAGGGGGCAAGUCACAAGAAAACAAUGUGUUAA
Messenger RNA from Lycium ferocissimum, 1008 nucleotides. RefSeq lists its product as uncharacterized. The coding region runs from base 1 to 1008 and encodes 335 amino acids. The record is from RefSeq and is a predicted model, not a curated record. The transcript has 3 exons. Lineage: Eukaryota; Viridiplantae; Streptophyta; Magnoliopsida; Solanales; Solanaceae.